UCAUCCUUUCCCUAGGUGAAGCUAACGAGUCCUUAUAGUGUGUGUGAGUGUGUAUAUGUGUGUGUGUGUGUCGUGGUCCUUCCGGUGUCUCCAUCACCGAAAUGUGCGUCCGUGUUGAUCGAUGAGCGGCGAGCGUGAGUGAGUGAGAGAGGUUCGUCCUCCGCCGCCAGCACGGGUCGCUCCUAGCGCGAAAGAUGAGCAAAGUGUGCGAGUGUGCUCCAAACGGUUGGCACAUAAAGUGAGCGCCAACAUAAUCCCAGGUUUUGCGUCUGUCAGUUGCUAGCCAACGCAAAGAAGAAGAAAAAGAAGAAGCAAAUCAAAAUCAAGUUUGUGUAUUGUGGGUUGCAGUUUUGUGUUUUCGUCCGUUCGAAUAUGUUACGUGAGGUGAUGGUGCGAUUGUGCCGGAGAAGAAUGCCCCUCCCGACGGUGCUGACGGUGGCGCUGGCCGCCCUGGUGAGCGUUAGCCCGUGCGUUACCGGCGCUCACUGGGAUCAUGCCAUCUUUCUGGACGACGACUACCGGCUGCUGUGGAGCAUCACCGGCCAGGACAUCACGUUCGAGGUGCAGGCCCGCACCCACGGCUACAUUGGGCUGGGGUUUUCCAAGGACGGCACCAUCUACGGGGCGGACAUGGUCAUCGGCUGGGUCGACCAGGGUCAGGUGCACUUUCAGGACCGGCACGUGAAGAAGCACGGUGACGGUGAGCCGCUGGUCGACUCCUCGCAGGACUACGUGCUGCUGCUCGGCUACGAAAACCAAACGCACACGGUGCUGCGCUUCAAGCGCAAACUGGACACGUGUGACGUGGCGUACGACGUCCCGAUCACGAACGACACCAUGCGUGUGAUCUACAUGUACCACAACAAGGAACCGCACGGUGCGUUCUACACGCCCGGUAGUCUGCCGGACCCGGCCGAAGCGUUCAAGCAGGCUCGGUCCCUCUUCCUGACCCAGCGCAUCAACCAGGCCCCGCUGAAGCCGGACCCCCGGCUGCGCACGAUGGAGCUGCUCAAUCAGGACGUAAAUUUGCCGCAGGGCGACGGCACCCUGCACUGGUGUAAGAUGUUCAAGCUGAACGAUAUCAAUCGCAAACAUCAUCUGAUUAGGUACGAGCCAGUGUUUGACUCGGGGACGAGUGCAUCCUACGUCUAUCACAUGAUCCUGCACGAGUGUCAAGGAUCGUCACCGGAGCUGGAAAUUAUGUCACGGGAAAACGGUUGCCCGUGCUAUCGGGCAGAUAAAUCGAUACUGACCUGCAACUCGAUAGUGGCGGCGUGGACCCGCGGUUCCGAGGGAUUUUCCUUUCCCAGCCAGGUUGGGUAUCCGCUCGAGUCGAACCAGGCCCGCUUCUACCUGAUGGAGACGCACUACAGCCUGACCGCGAACGAGUACAGCUGGCCGCCGAAACCGAAGGCAAUGGUGGACAAUUCCGGCCUGCGGCUGUUCUACACCAGCACGCUGCGCAGCCAGGACGCCGGCGUGCUGUCGGUCGGGAUGGACCCGAACUGGCGGCACAUCAUACCGCCCGGCCAGGAGCACGUCGUGUCCGAGGGCCACUGCGUCGGGGAGUGCACGCAGCGCGCCUUCCCGCGGGACGGUGUGAACAUCUUUGCGGUGAUGAUGCGGACGCACCAGAUCGGGCGGCAGAUCAAGCUGCGCCAGAUACGGCACCGGGAGGAGCUGCUGCCGAUAGCGCACGAUCGUAACACGGACUGGAACUAUCAGGAGUAUCGGCGGCUGUCGGCGCCGGUGCGAGUGCUGCCCGGUGAUCGGCUGAUUGCGGAAUGCAUUUACGACAGUUCGGCCCGGGCUGCCAUCACGCUCGGUGGGUUGACGACGCGGGAGGAGACGUGUCUGGUGCUGGCGCUCUACUACCCGCGGCAGAAGGAGCUGACCACGUGCCAUUCGCUGCCGAGCUUACCCACCGUCAUAAACUCGCUCGGCAUCAAUGAGCUAGUGCCCGGAUCGAACCCGGUACGGAUUGCAUCGCCACCGGAGCUGUCCGGCAUGACGCUCGAGACGCGCCUGAUCUCGUACGACUGGCGGAACAACUUCCGCAGCUUUCAGUACGUCACCAGGCGCGGCUCGUUUAAGCCGCUGUGCUGGAGCGCCAAGAAUCAGCCCAUGCCGGGCACGGAAAAUCUCGAAGGAUUUGCGCCGAACAUCACGAAAUCGUACAAGCUGAUCCGCUCGUGCAGCUUCGUCGGCAGCACGAACGUCGCGAACGUGCUGUUCCAGAACCGGAACCGGUACGUGACGGAGUCGGAAACGAGCGUCGAUCGGGCGGCGGCGGCCGGCAGCGACGACGACGACGACGACGACAUCGACAGCAACAACGUGAUAGAGGGUGCCGCCCGCAGCAAGGUGUCCCGCAGCUCCGUCACCGAGUCGAUGGGGCUGAGCGGCGGUCCGGCCACGUUCCGUCCGCUCGGUGCCGCGCCGAACAUGUUUGCGUUUCUGCUGUUCAUCAUCUUCCUGUACUCGUUCCGGAUAGCGCACCGGGUGUGAACCGGCGGCUCAAUCUACUAAGCGGCAAGAGGAGAAGCAUACAAUAAUAAGUAGACAACCAAUUUGCAGCUGAGAUGCAUCCAACUCACCAAAGAGUCCUAGAUUCGACCGUUCGGCCGUUCGUUCGAUGAACGAUUGUAAUGAAACGUACUGUACAUACGGGAUGUAAAUGUUUGUAAGUGUGUGUGUAAGUGUGUCUUUUAUUUGGGGGCGAGGAAAAGAAAUGAACGUUUUUCUCAACACCUAAAGGGUUGAAGAGAAACUGUACCGCUAAGCAAUGAAUAUUCGGGGUUACCUUGCAUUCCACCAGGUGGAAGGACUAAUUGUUUCUUUCUCAUUUUUUAUCGUUUAACUGCAAGUAGAAAAUAAAUGUUGUAAAAAAGAGAUACGUACAGUUUCGCCCAGCCGAACAUGAAAGUGAUGAAAAGGGAAGGAAAAGAGGCGAAAGUGUUGGUGAAACAUAUGGAAAAAACUACUGGAAAGCAGAACCCAUGAAAGUAACAUAGAAGAAAUCUAAUCCGUGUCAAAACAUAUACAACUGAUACACGUAGAGAGAAGGAAAAAGCAGAGAAAAUAUCUGUCUUCUCUUGCUAAUGUCACCUAUUUUUCGACUUGUACAUAAGCGCUUUGCCAUAUAGCGUGUCUGUUUUUGUGUUUUUGUAUAUAGUACAUUUUGUAAAAAAGAGUAACAAGAAACUAAAAUCGGUAGUAGAUCUGAACGUUUGAAGAGAAAUCAUAAAAAAUGAAAAA
Molecule: messenger RNA, 3258 nt
Organism: Anopheles coluzzii
Lineage: Eukaryota; Metazoa; Arthropoda; Insecta; Diptera; Culicidae
Product: MOXD1 homolog 2-like
Exons: 7
Coding region: 373-2508 (711 amino acids)
Biological process (GO): octopamine biosynthetic process; norepinephrine biosynthetic process; dopamine catabolic process
Cellular component (GO): secretory granule membrane
Molecular function (GO): dopamine beta-monooxygenase activity; copper ion binding
Source: RefSeq, a predicted model, not a curated record